AUGGCCGUCCUAUCUAAGUUCGCCCCAGCGCGAACCCGCCUCUCCAGCACCUCCAUCAAAGCCCUAAUCAACGACCUCACAAAACUCUACCUCGAGCACCGCACCCGCAUCUCGCGCGCAGUCUACCUCACGCUCUUUAUCGCCCUCAUAAACCGCAUCCGCAAUGCCAUCGCCGAGCAGAAAGCCGCCCAGCAGUCCGCCGCGCGGCGCAAGACUGGCACCGGCGCGGGCGAGGGGGAGGCCACGGGCAGGAAAAAGGUCGAGCUGAAUCGCGAGUUUUUCAAGAACUUGCUAAGGUUGCUGCGGAUUUGUAUUCCGGGGUGGCGGAGUAAGGAGUUUCGGCUGUUGAUUAGCCAUAGUGUGUUUUUGGUGCUGAGGACUAUGAUUAGUUUGUAUGUUGCCGAGUUAGAUGGGCGGUUGGUGAGUAAUUUGGUGAGGGGGAGGGGGAGGGAUUUCUUGACGGGGUUGGUGUGGUGGAUGACGGUGGCGGUGCCGGCGACGUUUACGAAUUCUAUGCUUUCCUACCACCAGUGCAAGCUCUCGCUGCAGUAUCGGACGAGACUCACGCAUUACAUACACAACAAGUACCUCUCGCAUAUGACCUUCUACACCCUCUCCGCGCUCGACGACCGGAUCAAGAACGCGGAUCAGCUCAUUACCGUCGAUGUGGCUAAGUUCUCGAACAGCCUGGCGGAGCUGUACUCGAAUAUCGCGAAACCGGUGCUCGACAUGAUAAUAUACAACUACUCGCUCUCGAGAAGCGUUGGUGGGGAAGGGCUCUUCUUCAUGAGCUUGCUCGUUCAGCUCUCGGCGAACAUCAUGCGCGCGUUGACACCACCGUUCGGCAAAUACGUGGCGGAUGAGGCGCGGUUAGAGGGCGAGUUUAGGUUUCAACACUCCCGGCUGAUCGAUUAUAGCGAGGAGGUGGCGCUGUAUCAUGGGCAUGAGGCGGAGAAGGACACGCUGGAUAAGGGAUACUUCACGUUGAUCAAGCAUGUGAACAGGAUAUUGAGGAGGAGGUUCUACCACGGUGUUAUGGAAGACUUUGUGAUUAAGUACUUCUGGGGUGCGCUGGGGUUGCUGCUGUGUAGCGUGCCCGUGUUCUUCAAGGUGCCCGGAGCGGGGACGAAGAGCAUGGGAGACAGGACAGAAAGCUUCGUCACGAACCGCCGCAUGCUCCUCAUGUCCUCCGACGCCUUCGGCCGCGUCAUGUUCUCCUACAAAGAAAUCACCGAGCUCGCAGGCUACACCUCGCGCGUAUCCACCCUCCUCGACGUAAUCGACGACAUCCAAGCCGGCCGCUUCGAAAAGAAACUCGUCUCCUCCGCCGACACAGAAGAAAACGUCGCCGUGCUGCGGGGCCGGGGCACGGUCACCGAAGGCGAGGACAUCAUGUUCAAAGACGUGCCCAUCGUGUCUCCCAACGGCGACGUGCUCGUGCGUGCGUUAAGCUUCUCCGUCAAACCCGGCGAUCAUCUCCUCAUCGUGGGCCCCAACGGCUGCGGGAAGUCGAGUCUGUUCCGCAUCCUGGGUGGGCUGUGGCCUGUGUAUGGCGGCACAGUCCGCAAACCCCCAUUCGAAGACAUCUUCUACAUCCCGCAACGCCCGUAUCUCUCCCGCGGCACCCUCCGCCAGCAAAUCAUCUACCCGGACAGCCUGCGCGACAUGCGCGACAAAGGCAUCACCGACGCGGACCUGUACUCCAUCCUCUCCGUCGUCGAAAUCGAAUCCAUCGUCGAUCGGCCAGGGGGCUGGGACGCCGAGCAAGAAUGGACGGACGUGCUCUCCGGAGGUCUCCAACAGCGCGUCGCUAUGGCACGGCUCUUCUACCAUGCGCCGAAAUAUGCGAUUCUGGAUGAGUGCACGAGUAGCGUUACGCUGGAGAUCGAAAGGGUGAUGUAUGAUGAGGCGAAGAGGUUGGGGAUUACGCUUAUGACGGUUAGUCAUCGGCGGAGUCUGUGGAAGUAUCAUGAGAAGAUACUGCAGUUUGAUGGACAGGGGCAUUAUGUGUUUACGAAACUGGAUGCGGAGAGGCGGUUGGAGCUUGAGGACGAGAAGGAAGAGAUCGAGCUGCAGUUGCGUGCGGUGCCGGAUAUUGAGGAGCGGAUUAGGGAGCUGUCGUCUGAGUAGAGUAGAGAUGGAAGUGCUCUUCUGGCGUCCCGCGAGCGAGGAGCGGGGGGAGCGUGGAACUGGCUCGGUAUGUGGUGGAGUCUGUCCGGUGAGAUGUAUGUGUAUUAGUACCUGUUUUGUGCAAGAGCUCUGUGCAUCAAUGGGAGGUUGGGAUGGAACUUCACCCCUGGAACGCGACUGCAGCGGAAGUUCUGUCGGAACGGAAUAGAAAAGUAG
Messenger RNA from Trematosphaeria pertusa, 2346 nucleotides. RefSeq lists its product as uncharacterized. NCBI's taxonomy places the organism in Eukaryota, Fungi, Ascomycota, Dothideomycetes, Pleosporales, Trematosphaeriaceae. Gene Ontology annotation, cellular component: peroxisomal membrane. The record is from RefSeq and is a predicted model, not a curated record. The coding region runs from base 1 to 2130 and encodes 709 amino acids. Gene Ontology annotation, molecular function: ATP hydrolysis activity; long-chain fatty acid transmembrane transporter activity; ATP binding. The transcript is spliced from 4 exons. Gene Ontology annotation, biological process: peroxisome organization; fatty acid beta-oxidation; long-chain fatty acid import into peroxisome.